Molecule: messenger RNA, 3468 nt
Organism: Phyllostomus hastatus (greater spear-nosed bat)
Lineage: Eukaryota; Metazoa; Chordata; Mammalia; Chiroptera; Phyllostomidae
Product: kinesin-like protein KIF19
Exons: 21
Coding region: 1-3468 (1155 amino acids)
Biological process (GO): microtubule-based movement
Molecular function (GO): microtubule motor activity; ATP binding; microtubule binding
Source: RefSeq, a predicted model, not a curated record
AUGGCCGGGGCUCCGGCGCUGCCCCGGUGGCAGGCCAGGGCCCAGAGGGGUCGCUCCUCGGGGCUGGCGCGGAGGGGUCACUGGGUGUCCGGGCAGGAUGAGGGACUCCUGUCGUCCUCGGCUGUGGUGCUCUGCCGUUCAGACCGAGCGGCCCGGGGCUGCCUGCACCGCCGGGAGGGGGAGGUCUGGGGCUGCCUGCCCGUGGUGCCCGAGGUGUGCCGGGCUGGGUUCCGAGUGCCAGACAGACAGCCGUGUUCCCUCGUUGCAGCGUCACCGAGUGCCAGAGCCGGGGCGCCCCUGCAGACAGCCCGUGCCAGCCUGAGUGCCCGUGCUCCCCGUCCCGUGCCGACCGCCCGGGAGGCCCCGUCUCCAGUCGUGCCUUCACCCCGCGUCCCGGGGCGGUGUCCAGGCGCUGCUUGCAGUCUCUCGUUUGGUUUCCCCGUCACGCCAUCAGCGUUUGUCACCGCGACGCUGGCGUGGUGCCUGCCGCGCUGCCGAGGAGGCGUCUCUCCACUGCGCGGCCUCCCUGUGGGCCCUGCUGUCCUGUGGGCGCCCGCCAGGGAGCAGCGCACCGGCGGUGUCCCGGCCCCCGGCCCGCGGGCGGCGCAGGUGUGCGGCCAGCCCGAGCCCACCUGGGCCGGGCCCCCAGCUGCCUGGGGCUCACCCAGCGCACGCACAAUGGAGCCCAGAGACCAGCAGCUCGUGGUGGCGCUUCGGAUCCGCCCGCUCAGCGAGGCCGAGCUGGAGCAGGGAGCCGCCGUCGUGGCCCACAAAGUGGGCGACCAGACGGUGGUGCUCAUGGACCCCGGCGAGGACCCCGAGGACACGCUGCGCACACACCGGUCCCGGGAGAAGACCUUCACCUUCGACACUGUUUUCGACCAGCACGCCUCCCAGGGAGACGUGUACCGUGCCACCGCCCAGCACCUUGUGGCCGGCGUCCUGUCAGGGUACAAUGCCACGGUGUUCGCCUACGGCCCCUCAGGUGCGGGGAAGACCCACACGAUGCUGGGUGUGGACGCGGAGCCCGGCAUCUACCUGCGGACCCUGACCGACCUCUUCCAGGCCAUCGAGGGGACGCGCGAGGACGCGGACUACAGCGUGUCCAUGUCCUACCUGGAGGUUUACAACGAAGUCCUCCGGGACCUCCUGAACCCGUCCUCAGGGUUCCUGGACCUGCGGGAAGAUGCCAGGGGCGCUGUCCAGAUCGCGGGCCUCACAGAGGUGUCCACCUCCAACGCCCAGGAGAUCAUGCAGCUCCUCACUAGAGGCAACCGGCAGCGCACGCAGGAGCCCACGGCCACCAACCGGACGUCCUCGCGCUCCCACGCCGUGCUGCAGGUCACCGUGCGCCAGCAGAGCCGCGGCCCCGACGCCGCGGGGGAGGCGUGCGUCGGCCGGCUCUUCAUGGUGGACCUGGCGGGCUCGGAGCGGGCGGCCCAGACCCAGAACCGCGGCAAAAGGCUGCAGGAGGGCGGCCACAUCAACCGCUCGCUGCUGGCGCUGGGCAACUGCAUCGCCGCGCUCAGCGAGAGGGGCGGCGGCCGUGCCCAGUUCGUGAACUUCCGCGACAGCAAGCUCACUCGCCUCCUGAAGGACGCCCUGGGAGGGAACAGCCGCACGGUGAUGGUCGCCCACAUCAGCCCGGCCAGCACGCACUUCGAGGAGUCGCGGAGCACCCUGCUGUACGCGCACAGGGCCAGGAACAUCAAGACCAGGGUCAAGCGCAACCUGCUGAACGUGUCCUGCCACGGCGACCAGCGCACGGGCGUCAUCUCCGACCUGCGCAGGCAGAUCGAGCACCUCAAGUCCAAGGUGGAGAGGCAGGACCCGGGGAAGAGGAGCGAGCCCGGGGCCCGGGACCCGCAGGCCACGACGCCCACCCAGGACACGGAGGACGACAGCCGCCUGCAGAUGAGCAGGAUCCGGGCCCAGCUCGUGGGGGCCUUCGAGGAGCAGCUGGAGAUGCGGCGCAGCCUGCUGGAGCUGGAGAACGCCAGCGUGGACCUGCACGUCGCCGUGUCCCGCCACCUGCUGGCCAUCGCGGACUGGGAGCGGGAGAGGAUGCACCCCCAUGCCCAGGAUGAGUCCCCCGAGAGGGACGAGCGGCAGGAGGCGGAGGGGGCCGACGCGGACGGGGACGGGGAGGAGGACGCGCCCGCAGAGCCGCACGAGGUGACCCUGGCCAGAGAGGAGGUCAGCCUGCUGCUGGCCGAGCAGCGGAAGACCGUGGCCCUGCAGGCGGGGCUGGAGCAGCGCCUGGCCAGCGCCCAGAGCAAGGCUGCGCAGCUGGAGCGGCUGCUGCCCGCCCGGGCCCUCAGCGAGGACCAGCAGGAGGCGCUGCGGCUGCUGUGCCGGGCCCAGGAGCUGGAGCUGGAGAACGCGGGGCUGCAGGCCGGCCUCCUGCGCCGGGACAGCCUGCUGUGCCAGAAGGACCGGCUCCUCCGGCGCUGCCACCAGCACCGGCGGCUGUGCGAGCGCAUCAUCCGGGACCAGCGGCGGCUCCUUCGGGACGGCGGCCUGCCGGUGCCCACAGCGCUGGCCGAGAACUACGGCCUGUACUCUCGGGAGCGGGACGAGGGCUCGCUGGACCGCCUGCUGCGGCUGCACUCGGCCAUGGCCAGCUCCCUGCGGGACGGCUCUGUUGGGGCCGCGACUCCACCGCCACCGGAGGAGUCCAGCCGAGACCAGCUGGACGACUGGAGGGACCUCCCAUGCGGUGGGCAGUUGGAGCUGCCGCCAGUGCUGCUGGACAUGGACAGCGAUGGCCACGUGUCCUCGAAAGCCACACCCUCGAAAAAGCCGGGAAAGCAGGGCGUCCUGGUCCCUCCGCCCGCCCUCCGCAUCCUGCUCACGCCACCAUCGCGGGAGAAGUCCGGCUCUCUGCGUGCGAGGAGCCGGGUCUCCAAGCUGUGCUCGCCAGUGGCUGGCCUGGAGCUGGACACCCCCAGGGCGGCGGCCGCCGCCCUCAAGGAGAUGGCCUUGGGCACCAAGAGCAUCGCCCUCAUCGCGGCCACCCGGCGCUCCAAGGCGCAGCACCGAGAGGGGGCCAGCGGCCGCUCCUCCCUCCACCGUCCAGAGGAGGUAGCCCCGGGCCCCAGGGACCCAUGCCCAGCAGACAGGAGGGGACCCCACGCCCGUGCGGGCCGGGGCGGCUCUGCAGAGAGGAAGGCCAGCAGGAAGCGGGCGCCCCUCCUUCUCACCUGGGGCACGCAGCCAGUGGCAGAGAGGCCUCAGCCCCCGUCCCUGGAGCACUCGACCGAGAGCCAGACGCCCCCUGCACCCCAGCAGCUGCCCUUGGGGCGGGGCUUCCUCCCCGCGGUCCCCGCGGCCCCCAAGGUGAAACCUGGCCUCAGCCUCCACGCAGGGUCUGCGGACGGCGGAGGCCGGCGCCACAGCCCGCGGCCCCCCAGCAGCCCUCGCAAGCGCCAGGGUGGCAGCGCCAGGGGACCAAGGAGACCGAAGUGA